CUGAAGUGCUAUGUGUGCAGCUCCACCACAACCAAUGACGCAUGCAACCAGUCAUCCCAAACCUGCCAGUCACCCCUUGAUACCUGCAUGACCACUGUGGACACAUUUGGCAAAAUAAAGGCCAUAGGGAAGUAUUGCGCCAGUGCAAGGACCUGCAAAGGAGCAGCGUCAGGGGCCUCAGUGGAUGCGAAUGGCAAUGGGAACCAAGUCACCUGCUGCUCCAGUAACCUUUGUAACAUCAACGGAGCGACUGGUGUUGGGCUAAGCACACUACUGACUCUGGCUGUGUGUUUUAGCCAUGCUGUGCUCAGCAUUCUCUGGCUGCUCUGAGAAUUAAUGGAUGACCUCAUAGCAUGGGGGAAUUCAGGCAUAGCCUGCCUCCAGCACAAUAGGCAACAAUUUCACUUAAUAUUUACAGUAUAUUUUAUUUACCAAACUAAUACAGCGCUCAUAUAUAUUGUUUGUAUUUAUAUUGAAUUAAUGUGACAAUGUGGUGCGGUAAUAAAAGGUAUGUAUUUUAUUUUUAUGGCUUUGGCUGUGAUGUGUUGUAUUGUGUUAAAUAACUGUGGUAAAUAGUUUGGCCCUAUGUGAAGAGAAUAAACAAAGAUGAAUCUUUGGGGAAAAAAAAAAAGAAAAGUUAACUGGUUUUAUGUUUGCUCUACAACUGGUAUACAUUUGCAUUGACUCCUCCCAUAGAAGUGACGUUUAUCGACAUAUAAACAUAUGUCCCGCCCUUUUUCAUUCCCUUUCCGCUAAAGUCUAAGUAGUAAGUCAACGUGCCUAAGGUGCUUGGUUCUUCUUUUGAAGCUAAGGCCCUGAAUCCGGCGACUAGCACAACCAAAAUUAGGCAUCCGACGCCCAAACUAUAAAAUAUACAUAGAAAGAUGGCAUCUGUAUCUGAACUCGCUUGUAUUUACUCUGCCCUCAUCCUCCACGAUGAUGAAGUCACGGUCACAGUAAGUCCUGCUUUCAUUACCAAAAUGGCGCCUUUUAUGGCCUCUGUAUCUAACCAGGCAGAUUUGGAAGACUGGUUCUUAUCGUUAGUGCCGAGGUAGUGCCUCCGUGAAUACGAAGUGAGAGUACGCUAGUUAUAUAAUUGCCGGUAACUGUCCAAAAUGAUCGCUUACUAGCCGGAUAGCUUACUAGUCAGCAAUGUCAGUAGUUGGCUAACAUGUUAUCAGUUAACGUUAGCUAACGUUAGUUAGCCAGUGCCGCAGCCACCAUGAGUCUUCUAUUCUAGCCAACAAUGUGCUGUUGCUUGAGGCAUUGCUACUCUAGCCUGCAAACUAGCUAACCCCGGUGCCUUAGUCAGAUCUGUUUAUGGCAAGUUGCUAGCUAACCAACGUUGACUAUUCGGCACAUUUAUUUGCCCAUAUCUUCUUGGCGCUAACUUGAGCAUGUUAACGCUGGUAAACGGUCACGUGAAUGCGAUGAAGGCAGCCACCAAUGGCUGUGGUUUCUUCCCAGUCGCCAGCUUACUUGUGUACUAACUUGACAAAGGCUAAACAACACCAGUCUGUCUGAUGGUUGUUUUGGCUUCGUGGUUGUAGGGGUCUGUGAUGUCUAAUCUAAUAUUUCUCCAUGUGUUUGCAGGAAGACAAACUGAUGGCUCUCAUCAAGGCUGCCAAUGUGACGAUUGAGCCUUUCUGGCCCAGUCUGUUCUCCAAGGCCCUGGCCAGUGUAGACAUUGGCAGCCUGAUCUGCAACGUGGGUGCAGGUGGUGGAGCUGCACCUGCCGCUGGAGGCGCUGCACCUGCUGCAGACGCACCAGCCAAGGAGGAGGAGAAGAAAGAGGAGAAGAAGGAAGAGUCAGAGGAGGGUUCCGAUGACGACAUGGGCUUCGGUCUUUUCGACUAAACCAGUUUUUGUAACAAAUAAAAUGAAAGAAACUGAACUGGCAA
Oncorhynchus kisutch (coho salmon) is the source of this 1901-nucleotide messenger RNA. RefSeq names its product ribosomal protein lateral stalk subunit P1 (gene rplp1). The transcript has 4 exons. Gene Ontology annotation, biological process: translational elongation; cytoplasmic translation. Bases 1582 to 1857 code for a protein of 91 amino acids. The record is from RefSeq and is a predicted model, not a curated record. Gene Ontology annotation, cellular component: ribosome; cytosolic large ribosomal subunit. Gene Ontology annotation, molecular function: ribonucleoprotein complex binding; structural constituent of ribosome; protein kinase activator activity. Lineage: Eukaryota; Metazoa; Chordata; Actinopteri; Salmoniformes; Salmonidae.